AUGGCUCCCGUCACCGUUUUACGCUUUCGGAAUUUGACUCCCGAGCAGCAGCAGCUCGUCUACUUGAAGCUGGACCUCCGGGACAAGCGCAAAUUACGAACCGUAGCUAAGAUAAUUUCCGGACGCAACGGCGUGAGUCGCAGCGCCGGUGCAUGGGGAGAAGCCCUCGAAAUCGAGCUCAUCGCGCAUGGCUACGACUUGGAGUUGUGCGAUCUGGAGGAAGACGGAAUCCAGCUCUCGAAUCGAACGGACUACGCCAGACUACGAUCGAAGGCGGCACAGAUCGAUUUCCUAAACCGUCUCACCUUGACUCUGCCGCCACAAUACAUCACCUUUAACUAUCAAGGCUGGGAACUUCCAGGCGGCGGCCCACUUCGCGCCGGGCUGAACAUCUUGCGAUGGCCGCUGAAAAUCCUCCACUUCUGCGAGUCGGCGACAAAGAUCACUGUCCUGCUGCGUGAGGAAAAGUUAUUGGCCAGGCAACCGCAUACCAUAGACCUGCGAUUCUCCGAGGGACACACGAUCGAGCCCCGCCUACAGGCCUACCACGUCUUCUUCGAGCAAAUUGCCCACGUGCCCCGGAUUCUAAUCGAACAUCGCUACGAUAAAUUUGAGCACUGGCCGGCAACAGCAAUGGAAGUGUUGAUGAGCCUGCUAGAGGCGGCAUUGGUGGUGCCCGACUUCGCCGUUGCACCGCAACGCCUGGUCGAUUUUCUGACGCGUGAGGUCAACGGCCUGACGCGAGAUGCGCAGUUUACGAUCCAUCGAUCGGUACAUUCCUGGCGUGCCGUCGCGCUGAUCGUGGAGCUGGCCCAGAAUUACGGAAGUCGCGCCGAGCAUCUGCGGGCCGAGCGCGCCCAUCUGGCGGCCACCACCAACCCACUCAACUACGAGAUGAUAAAAAUUUGGCCAGUUCUACCGGCCGUCGUGCAU
Molecule: messenger RNA, 933 nt
Organism: Mesorhabditis spiculigera
Lineage: Eukaryota; Metazoa; Nematoda; Chromadorea; Rhabditida; Rhabditidae
Source: the annotation of a GenBank genome assembly